Messenger RNA from Dioscorea cayenensis subsp. rotundata (Guinea yam), 2986 nucleotides. Its product is annotated as protein WEAK CHLOROPLAST MOVEMENT UNDER BLUE LIGHT 1-like. NCBI's taxonomy places the organism in Eukaryota, Viridiplantae, Streptophyta, Magnoliopsida, Dioscoreales, Dioscoreaceae. The record is from RefSeq and is a predicted model, not a curated record.
UUCCGAAGAGACUCGGAAAGAGAGAGAGAAGAUAGCAGCAGCAGGAAACACAGCUAGAGAGACAUACACAGAUCUGUGUCUGAGAAGUGAUCAGCUCCUCCGCACGUGUCUCCUCUCUCUCUCUCUCAUCUCUUCCUGUUUCUCUCUCUAAAAUUUUCUUGUUGCUCUCUGCCUUCCAAUUCCUUCUCCUUCAUAAAGAUCUUUACAAGCUUGUUCUCUGCUAAUGGAGGUAACAAAGGAAGUUGAAGGAAUUCCCUCAGGAAAAGCAUCUGUGGACAUCUCCUCUGUGGAACAUCCUCCUAUCAAUGAAAAACCAUCUGCUUCCUCAGUGACUGAUGAGAAUGAAAAAGACGUCAAUGACAGCCAGACAAGUACAGUAACAGAAGAAACUCGAAUUUCAACUCCGCUAGACACUCCAUCAGACCAAGUACCAAUUUCAUUGAAAAAUCCUGAUGCAACUGAUGAACAAAGUAUUUCGGGAGCUCAUCCAUUGGAUGAGUCAAAAGAAAAAGUGGAUAAUGUACAACAGCAAAUUGAAGAUGAAAUUUCUAUCACAGAUAGUUAUACAUCGGCUGUUAGUAAUCGUACUUCAUUAGAUGAGUCAGGAAACACAGAAGACAAGGAUCACGAUGGGAGACCACAUCAAAUUCAGGAUGAUAGUUCUGCUGAGGCACCUGUUGUUGAGGCAAAUAAUCAUCAUAAUUCCUCUAGUGAAAUUAAAAAAGCUGAAGGCAAUCAGGUGCAGAUUGGAAAUACAGUGCAGGAAACACCGCAAUUACCUGAUCCUUCUGAUCGUGCAAAGCAGGCAAUUUCAUAUAGAGCUCUUGUUGACACUGCAGCACCUUUUGAAUCUGUCAAAGAAGCAGUCAGCAAAUUUGGGGGAAUUGUUGACUGGAAAGCUCAUAAGGCACAGACUUUGGAGAGACGAAAGCAAGUUCAGCUUGAGCUGCAGAAGGUGAAAGAAGAAAUUCCAGGCUUCAAAAAGCAAUUUGAAGAUGCUGAAGUUGCGAAGGUUGAAGUACUGAAAGAGUUGGACCACACUAAAAGACUCAUAGAGGAGCUGAAACUUAACCUGGAAAGAGCACAAACUGAAGAGGCCCAAGCAAAACAGGAUUGUGAGCUUGUCCAGCUCAGGGUUCAAGAGAUGGAACAAGGGAUUGGCGAUGAAGCAAGUGUUGCUGCAAAGGCACAAAUAGAAGUUGCCAAAGCAAGGCAUGCUGCAGCUGUUGCAGAACUGAAAUCGACAAUAGAGGUGCUGGAAGGGUUAAGAGGAGAGUAUGUUUCUCUAGUCAGGGAAAGGGACAUGGCCAUCAAAAAAGCUGAAGAGGCCGUUUGUGCAUCAAAGGAAAUUGAGAAAACAGUCGAGGAAUUAACUCUUGAACUCAUCCGGACGAAGGAGUCACUGGAAUCUGCCCAUGCAACUCAUCUUGAAGCUGAAGAGCAUAGAAUUGGUGCUGCAUUGGCACGAGAUCAAGAUGUUCUUACUUGGGAGAAGGAGCUGAAGCAAGCUGAGGAGGAAGUGCAACAGUUAAAUGAACAGCUCUUAUUGACUGAAGAUCUCAAGUCAAAACUAGAUUCAGCAUCCACUAUAUUACUUGAUCUCAAAGGUGAGUUAGCGACAUACAUGGAAACCAAACUGAAACAAGAAUCUGAAAGCAAUAUGGAGGAGAAGCCAGAUGAUGGAGCCGAAACAAAUAAAGUACAAACAUCCACGCAAGCUGCACUAGCAGCAACCAGAAAGGAGCUUGAAGCAGUAAAGAUGAAUAUUGAAAAAGCAAAAGGUGAAGUUGAUAUCUUAAGAGUUGCAGCAUCAUCCCUGAAAUCGGAGUUGGAGUUAGAAAAAACAGCGCUCACCUCCUUAAGACAGAUGGAAGGAAUGGCUUCUAUAGCAGUGUCUUCACUUGAAGCGGAGCUUGAGAGAACAAAAGCAGAAAUAGAACUGGUUCGCUCGAGGGAGAAAGAAACCCGAGAAGAGAUGGUGGAGCUACCAAAAUUGCUGCAGCAAGCUGCCCAGGAAGCAGAUAAGGCUAAGUCAGCUGCUCAGUUAGCAAGAGAAGAGCUCAAAAGGACUAAAGAAGAAGCAGAACAAGCGAAGGCUAGUGCAAAAACCAUGGAGACAAGAUUGCACGCAACUCUGAAGGAGAUUGAGGCAGCUAAAGCCUCAGAGAGGUUGGCACUAGCAGCUAUCAAAGCCUUGGAAGAAAGUGACCAAGCUGCAAUCAUGGGAAGCGAAGAAUUGCCUAGUGGAGUAACUCUUUCACUAGAGGAAUACUAUGAACUUAGCAGGAGAGCCCAUGAAGCCGAGGAGCUUGCUAAUGAGAGAGUGACAGCUGCCAUUGCAGAAAUUCAGGUCGCCAAGGACUCUGAAUUGAAGAGCUUGGAAAGAUUGAAUGCCGCAACUAAAGAGUUGGGCUUAAAGAAGGAAGCCUUGCAAGUUGCGCUGGACAAAGCUGAGAAAGCCAAGGAUGGGAAAUUGGGUGUCGAGCAGGAAUUGAGGAGAUGGAGAGCAGAGCAUGAACAACGAAGAAGAGCUAGUGAUGGUUCACAAAAUGUGGCUAAUCCUUCUAGGAGUCCUCCCAAGAGUUCUGAGGAUAGUAGAGAAGGCAAAGGCUUCAGUACCGACAAUGCUUCUUCUAUGUUUGUCCAUCCCACAUCCAAUACUAAGUUCUUUGCGUCGCAUGAUGAGGUGGGUAAUACGGUGCCUGAGGUGAAGCGGAAGAAGAAGAGAUCAUUCUUCCCACGAAUUAUCAUGUUCCUAGCUCGCAAAAAAUCUCAAUCAUUGAAGUAACUGUGAAAAAUCUGUACUGAGCUUGCAUAUGUUUUAGGUUGUUUCUGUUGUAAAUGUGCAAUAAGUCGGUUUUUUAAUUUUCUUAUCUCGGCAAGGUGGUUGAUUUAUGGUGUAUAUUUUUGGUUUUUUGGUGAAGACAUUUGUGUAUAUUGACAUUCAUAAGGAAUUUUAUGUGAGAUUUCUGCUUUACAAAGAUAA